AUGAGCAAAACUCCCUUUGCCAGAGGCCUCAAGGUGGUCAACACCGAGAGAGCCUCUGUUUCCAUGAGGGAAAGAAUAUAUGCCGAAGGCGGUAUCCUGAGUGUAACAUCCAGGAUACUGGUUGUAGAUCUACUAUCAAAGCUCCUCGAUCCUGAAAAGAUUACGGGAAUGGUUGUGCUUCACGCUGACAAGAUUCUGGCAACUUCAACCGAAGCUUUCAUCAUUCGAAUAUUCCGACAAAUCAACAAAAGUGGGUUCCUAAAGGCAUUUUCCGACUCCCCUGAACCAUUCACAACAGGAUUCGCACCUUUAGCCAAUUCUAUGCGUAAUCUAUUCCUUCGCAAAGCCUCUUUAUGGCCGCGAUUUCAUGUUACUGUUGCCGAGUCCCUCGAAGGCCACAGAAAAGCUGAGGUCAUUGAGCUUGAGGUUCCCAUGAGCGACAAGAUGCGUGAAAUGCAGAAUGCAGUCCUUGAAUGUGUGGAAAUAUGCAUCGGAGAACUGAAGAAAGCCAACACUGGCCUGGACAUGACAGACUGGACCUUGGACAGUGCUCUGCACAGGAGCUUUGACAUCAUGAUCAGACGGCAGUUAGACCCCAUAUGGCACCGGGUUACGUUCAGGACCAGGCAGAUUGUUAGCGACUUGAGCGAUCUCAGGGCGAUUCUCCAUGCGUUGCUGACGUACGAUUCGGUAUCAUUCGUGAAAUAUCUGGAUACUAUCGUAACUGCGCACUCUCCUCCUCCUGGGUCCACAAGGCAUAACUAUUCACCAUGGCUGUUCCUUGAUGCAGCUCACGUUCUGUUCCAGACUGCUAAGUCUAGGGCAUAUCAAGGAAAGAUAAGCAAUGACGUGGCUCGCUCAUCAAUGAAUUCAUUCCCCACUACUCUUCAACCCGUUUUGGAAGAACAACCUAAGUGGGAAGUCCUGGCAGAAGUGCUGGAGGAGAUAGAAAGUGAUGCAUAUCUCAAUCCAGUCAAUGUGGACGAGUCAAACAGCACAGUAUUGAUCAUGUGUACUGACCAGCGAACUUGCCGACAGCUUCGGGAGUAUUUGGGGACAAUGCAUGCCCAUGUCAAUGACGAAAAUGAAGACGACAAAGAUAUUGGUGACAUCACUAGGAAGGGCUCUGCACAGGUCAUGAUGCGUAGGAGACUGCGGGAUUAUCUCAAUUGGAAGACAUCUCUGUCUAAUGUGACAAAAAAUUUAACUUCGAAACCAACAAAUGACGAGUCCCAGGCUGGGAAAAGCCAAGACUCGCCUGGAUCAUCCGCUCAACAAGGGCGAGCUCCUCCAAACAAACGACGCCGAGUCCGUGGCGGAGGUGCUGUUUCAUCUGCCUCUGGCCGUGUACCGAAUAGCAGUGUACAGACAGAUGUUGAAUUGCCUGGCCAAUUCUCAAACUUACUGGAAGAGAUCCAACCCACGGAAGUCGAGGAGGUCCUGAAGGAGGAGGUCAUAAUUGACGAUCUGGAGGAUAUGGAAGAUUUCUAUGAGUUAUACGAUAUGGAUGAUUUAACCGUUAUACACCCCUACGACGGUGACAUGGACGAGCACAUAUUGGAAGAAGUGCGGCCGCGGUAUAUCAUUAUGUAUGAACCCGAUUCGGCGUUCAUCCGACGAGUGGAAGUCUAUCGCAGCUCUCAUGUUGGGCGGAACGUACGAGUGUACUUUAUGUACUAUGGAGGAUCUGUCGAAGAGCAGCGGUACCUUAGCGCAGUCCGGCGCGAGAAAGACUCAUUCACGAAGCUCAUUAAAGAGAAAGGCAACAUGGCUGUCACUCUCACACACGACAAGGGUUUUGAAGACCCUCAAGAACAAUUCCUGCGCACUGUCAACACACGCAUUGCUGGAGGUGGGCGGCUAGCUGCAACAGCGUCACCACCUCGAGUCGUGGUGGACGUACGCGAAUUUAGAAGCGCUCUUCCAUCUCUACUACACGGUAAUAAUAUGAUCAUUGUCCCAUGCCAGCUGACAGUGGGCGACUAUAUCCUCACCCCGGAUAUUUGUGUUGAACGCAAAUCGAUUCGUGACUUGAUCACUUCCCUUAAGAAUGGCCGUCUCUACAACCAAGCAGAGACGAUGCUUCAGCAUUACAAGAACCCACUUCUUCUGAUUGAGUUUGACCAGAACAAGUCGUUUACCUUCGAUGCAUUCGCAUCCGCAACGACACCAGGAACGACUUUCCUAACAGAUUAUGGUUUCUCUUCUUCCGGAACUGUGACCACAACCUUGUCCGCCAGCAAUUCGCUCGUUAACCCCUCUAGCCCGAAGUCCGCCCAACACCUCCUUGUCCUUCUCACUCUUGCAUUUCCUCGCUUAAAGGUUAUUUGGUCAUCCUCUCCUUACCAGACUGCGGAGAUCUUCGCGGAACUCAAGAAGAACAACCCGGAGCCAGAUCCUAUCCGAGCAGUUCAGAUCGGACUAGACAUGGACAUUGCAGCUGGCUCCGACUCUGGUAAUGUCAUGGCUGCAGCUGGCAUAGAGCACCGUACCUUCAAUCUCCUUCCUCAGGAUAUGCUCCGAGCCGUUCCGGGCGUGACACCGAGUGUCCUCGAACGGCUUAUUCUUGAGACGGGAAAUAUCUCGGAGGUCGCUAAUAUGGGUGUUGAGCAAUUGGACCCUCUUGUGGGAACAGAAGCCGCACGCAAGAUCGUCAAUUUCUUCCAGAAGAAUGUGUUCGAUGAAAGCUAA
Molecule: messenger RNA, 2691 nt
Organism: Aspergillus pseudotamarii
Lineage: Eukaryota; Fungi; Ascomycota; Eurotiomycetes; Eurotiales; Aspergillaceae
Product: ssDNA endodeoxyribonuclease RAD1
Exons: 5
Coding region: 1-2691 (896 amino acids)
Biological process (GO): nucleotide-excision repair involved in interstrand cross-link repair; double-strand break repair via homologous recombination; resolution of meiotic recombination intermediates
Cellular component (GO): nucleotide-excision repair factor 1 complex
Molecular function (GO): single-stranded DNA endonuclease activity; damaged DNA binding; single-stranded DNA binding
Source: RefSeq, a predicted model, not a curated record